AUGGCAUCACGUCAGUUCUUCGAUCCGGUGAUUCUUUUGCGAGUCGCUCCACUCAUCACCUCCUCUGCAACACUCUCGUACUGCUGGGCGCAGAACGUUUUCAUCAGCAUUUUCACUCGACCACGAAAUCGCGAGAAGAGCAACCCGCUCCUGCCAACUUACAUUGGAGACUGGUUCUAUGGUUACACCGGUCAGCUUAUUGCAGUCUAUACGACAACCAUCUUGACUGCAAGUGCAAAUUGUUACUUUCAUCGUCAGAUACUUGCUGCAUCAAACUCAGCGAAAUGGUAUGCCGCGGGGGCAGUAUUCAGUGCUGCCCACUUCGCGUUCGUUCCCGCCGUUGCUUGGAAAUUCACAACUAUUAUGAACGACGAGACCAAGGGAAACAGCGUCAAAGUGCUUGAUGAGUGGCUCAAGGUUCAUCGUAUCCGAUCUCUGACGGUAGACAUCAUCAGCUGGGGGUGCAUUCUCCUGGGAGUCUUGAGAGCUUUAGAUGCUUAG
Messenger RNA from Aureobasidium melanogenum CBS 110374, 501 nucleotides. RefSeq lists its product as uncharacterized. The coding region runs from base 1 to 501 and encodes 166 amino acids. The record is from RefSeq and is a predicted model, not a curated record. The transcript has a single exon. NCBI's taxonomy places the organism in Eukaryota, Fungi, Ascomycota, Dothideomycetes, Dothideales, Saccotheciaceae.